This is a messenger RNA of Fusarium poae, 1632 nucleotides long. RefSeq lists its product as uncharacterized. Bases 1 to 1632 code for a protein of 543 amino acids. Lineage: Eukaryota; Fungi; Ascomycota; Sordariomycetes; Hypocreales; Nectriaceae. Gene Ontology annotation, biological process: carbohydrate metabolic process. The record is from RefSeq and is a predicted model, not a curated record. The transcript has 3 exons.
AUGACACUCCGUCUACUGGCAUCGAGCUUACUCGCUCUGAGCGCAACGCUGGCCAGCGCUAGCCCCGACGACGAACAGCAACCUCUUGCCGACUACCGUCGCAUAUGUCCCGAUUACACACGAUACGCUGCAUUUCCUCAUCGACCGUUUAGUGAAGGUCCCAAAGCGCUCCCAUUCCAAAGACCGAGCAAGCAAUGUCGGACGUUUCAGUCUGAUGCGAUCGAGAAGGUCAUUGAAGAUGUGACGUCGCGCAUGAAAGAUCCAGACCUGGCACGGUUGUUCGAAAACGCAUUCCCUUCGACGACAGAUACGACCGUCAAAUUUCACACCAAAGGAAAGACGGAUACUGGCUUCUUUCGCAUGGGAAGCUUUGGAGGAUUCCACGAUGAAGGAGCUUGGGAGGGACCGCAAUCGUUCAUCAUUACAGGUGACAUUAUCGCCGAAUGGCUGCGCGAUUCCACAAACCAGCUACGGCCUUACCAACCACUUGCUAAGAAGGACCCUGCCAUACAUACACUAUUGCUCGGCGCCAUUAACACCCAGGCUGAGUAUGUGAUUGAGUCUCCAUACUGCAACGCCUUCCAGCCACCACCUAUCAGCGAUCUUCCUGUCUCGUCUAAUGGACAAGAUGACAAUGUUCACCCCGCAUACGAGCCUCGGGCUGUCUUUGAGUGCAAAUACGAACUCGACUCUCUGGCGCAUUUUCUCGCUCUUGGCAACGAUUUCUACGACCAUACAGGCUCGACAGACUUCGUGAACAAGAGAUGGCUACGAGCUGUUGACACGCUUCUAAAUGUACUCACUGAGCAAUCCAAGUCGACAUUUGAUCCGAAAACUGGUGAAUUUCAGCGCAAUGAGUACACAUUCUCACGUCGUACUGACACGGGAACCGAAACGCUCAACUUAAGGGGUAUCGGCAACCCCUUGAACUGGGGUACAGGGCUUGUUCGCUCAGCUUUCAGGCCUAGCGAUGAUGCUACCAUCUUGGGCUUCUUCAUACCCGCCAACGCACAAAUGUCUGUCGAGCUGAAGCGAGCAUCCAAACUUUUAUCUGCAGCUGGCAAGACAACGCUAUCUGAAAAACUGGAGACGUGGAGCACAAAGCUUCGUGAAGGUGUUAUGGAGCAUGGUGUAAUCAAGCACAAGAAGUACGGAGAUGUCUUCGCUUAUGAGGUUGAUGGUUACGGUUCGUCGAUAUUGAUGGACGAUGCGAACUAUCCUUCACUUCUGGCGCUUCCUCUUAUGGGAUUCUGCGAAGCCAGCGAUCCAAUUUAUCAAAACACCAGAAAAAUGCUGUUGGAGAAGGGCGGGAACCCAUAUUAUCUCGAAGGAAAGGGCUUCAAGGGUAUUGGAGGACCUCAUAUUGGACUUCGCAAUGCCUGGCCGAUGAGUCUUCUAGUGCAAGCUAGAACUUCGGACAACGACGAAGAGAUCAAGGAAUGCAUUGAUCUUGUCCUCAACUCUGCAAAGUUGGGCUUGGUUCAUGAGAGUAUAGAUGUGGAGCAUAUUAGCCAGUACACUAGGGGCUGGUUUGCAUGGGCUAACGGUGUAUUUGCUUCUACGAUUCUUGAUCUGGCGAAAAGGAAACCACAUUUAAUUUUUGGCGAGGGUGCUACGGCGUAUGAGAUCUGA